AUGCGAAAUCUACAAUACGCUGUCGGCGCCGUCCUCGCGGCGACUACCUCGGUCGUCUUCUCCCAAACCACCAUCCCUCCGACUGGGCUUCCGGUCGGAAGUUGCACAGCCGACAUCCCAUGCGCCAACGGUGCGUGCUGCAACGCCAACAGUGGGUUCUGCGGUUUCGGCCCUCAAUUCUGCACUCCAAUCACCACGCCCGGAGGCAACUGCACUUCGAACUGCGACGCUAUCGCCGAGUGCGGAAAGUUCGCAGCCGCAGAGAAUCGAACUUGUCCUCUGAACGUGUGUUGCUCGCAGUACGGGUUCUGCGGAACAACAUCGGAUUUCUGUGAGACGGGCUGUCAGUACAAUUGCAACCCUGUACCUCCUACCGGCGGUGGAAACGAUGUCUUCGGCGGUGGCGCUACCCAUCGGCGCAUCGGUUAUUACGAGGGCUGGGCCUCGUCCUCAUCCUCUCGCCCAUGCGACGUGUAUCAGCCAGAGCAGAUUGCUGCCGAAGUUCUGACGCACGUGAACUUCGCAUUUGCUCUGAUAUCGGACUCAUUUCAGCUCACAGAGAUGUCGCCCGGGGACAUCGAUCUCUGGGCUCGCACGACGUUGCUCAAAAAACGAAACUCGGCGCUGAAGGUGUUCCUCUCUGUCGGUGGCUGGUCUUUCAACGACCCGCCGACGUCGACUAUCUUCAGCCAGCUCGUCGCUAGUGCUGAGAACACGAACACAUUCAUCAGUAGCGCCCUUGAGAUCAUGGAAGCAUUCGGCUUUGACGGUCUCGAUAUCGACUGGGAGUAUCCCGCGGCGUACGAUCGUGGUGGAAACCCUGCAGACAAGGACAACUACGUUACCUUCAUGAGGGAGCUGAAGACCGCAUUCGGCGACAGGUAUGGGAUCUCGUUCACGGCGCCCUCCUCAUACUGGUAUCUACAGCACUUCAAUGUCACCGGAUUGCUCCAGUGGGCAGAUUUCGUCAAUGUCAUGACAUAUGACUUGCAUGGGGUCUGGGACGGGAAGGACCCAUACAUUGGAUACAUCGUACUUGCACACACCAACUUGACAGAAAUCAAGAACACGCUGCAGCUCCUCCAGAAUGUCGAGGUAGACUGGUCACAAGUCAACAUCGGGUUCGGCUUCUAUGGACGCACCUUUGAAUUGACUUCGGAAGAGUGCACAACACCUGAGUGCCCGUUUGUUGGUCCUGCUGAUGCUGGCCCAUGUACUCACAACGCAGGAACGUUGUCGUGGGCUGAGAUCCAGGGCAUCAUUAGCAGCAAUGAUCUACAACCGGUUCUUGACGAAGACGCGGCGGUCAAGUACGUUGUGUGGGACGACAGGCAAUGGGUGUCGUAUGACGACGACGAGACGUUCAGGCUCAAACUGGACUACCUCAACGCGAUCGUCGGUGGUUCGUUCAUCUGGUCGGUUGAUCAAGAUGACGCGCAAUAUACGGCUCUCACCGCACUGUACCCCGACAUCAAUAUCAACAAUGCGAGCUCGACUCAGACGAAUCAAUGCAAGUACACGGGAUGUGGCGAGAGCUGUCCACCCGACUAUACACCGAUGACUACGGUCACUACCCCGCCAACCGGAUUGCACUGCACGAAGAAAGCACGUGCUAGCCUAUGCUGCCCGACAGCUGCGGUACCUCAGAAUUGCCAGUGGCGUGGAGGUGGAGGCAAAGCACGUCGGAAUUACUGCUGCACACCUCCCACGAGCGAAGAAUUCUUGCCCGUUCCCGAAGAUUGGGUCAUACCGCUUGGCGAAGGAUACGGUGCUGAUCAGCCCGCUUCGUUCACUGCAGAUUUCGAUGAUAACACCGGCCCUUCAGAUCCGACGGGAGAAGGCACCGGCACCACGGGAAUAGGAGACGAUGGUCAAGAGAAUGACUCCCCGUUCGGCGAAGUAUUCAUCACGUCACCGAAUGCUCAAUCCGUGUCAAGCCUAGAUGUCCAAAGUGACUGGGUGCUCGUCGGCUGUGACAGCCAAAGUGAUCAGCCACAAAGCAUCCUCGCGUAUUGCUCCAUGGUAAUGGAUGACGACAACGCAGGCUGCGGGCAUGUCUUUAUUGGACAGGCCCAGCAUACAAUCGUUCGAAUGCCCUCAACCUGUGGUGCCGGUCCUUACGCCCGCGUCGUCUCUCUGCAAGCGCAUGACGACCAGAGCGCACUGCCAGCUGAACAUCAGACUGUUCUUCCUUUGAACGAGAAGGUAUAUGUGCUCUCAUUUGACUAUCAAUUUGAUGUCAUCCCGGAGGAAAAUGGCCCUGUCUACAUGCGCGCGGAUAUAACGGAUAUACCUGGUUACUGGGACGAAAUGAUUGACAGUGCACCUGAUAAUUCGCCGACUGACCGCAAACGAGACGUGCACUAUAAGCGCAAUUUCCACCAGCCGGUCGAGUACGAGAAGCGUUGGUUCGGAGGCUUCACGGAGUGGCUCCAGCGCCUUAACACCAUAACGAACGGGAACAGCAUUUCGCGUAACUUCCACUGGUCAGACACCUACACGAUCUAUCAUGCAGAGGAGUCAUGUCCGAACUUUCAAUCGAGUUUGGACAUUUCGGUAUCAGGUAAUGCCCAAAUAAACUCCCAGUUCGGCUAUUAUCUCGAGGCCACUGUAGUCCCGCCAGCCAUACAACAGGCUUACAUCCACGUCAAUGCUGGCGCAUCCGCUUCCGCAAUGUUCACUAUGACCGGGCUUGCGAAAGCGGAAUGGAGCUCGGACCAGUACGAGCUUAUCAGUUUCGGCUUCCCGGGGCUGUACUACCCUGGGCUGUUGACCCUUGGACCGAGUCUGCAUCUAUACGGCCAGCUCUCCGGUGAAGUGUCACUGUAUGGGCAAUUGUCGACGAGUGUUGGGUAUUCAUUCCCGAGCCUCAACUAUGCCAUAGGGUCUACGACAGACGAGCCUACUCUGGGAUCCGACUUGACGGGAUCAACGGCCAACAACAAUGGCUAUAACUACAACUUCGGGUAUAACGUCGAGUUGAGUGGCGGGCUUACGGCCUACCUCACCCCAAGCCUUGAACUAGGGCUCACCGUGCUCGGAGGGGCUGUCAUGGACGCAACGGCUUACGUCCAGGCGGAGCUAUAUGCUGGGUUGUACCUCAAUGGUAGUGUAUCACAGUCGCAAGCACCGCAAGUCUGUAUUCAGCCCCAGUACGGUGUCAACUUACACGGCGGGCUCAAAGGUGCAGUGGUGUUCUGGCACGACCAAUGGGACCACACCUUCUAUCAAAACUCGUUUGAUUUUGGCGGCGUUUGCUAUGCCUCCAUGUCGGAAUCUAGCAGGCGCGAAUAUCCUUUCCACAACGUCACCGAUUCAGCUGCUGUCGGGAGCAGAUUGCCGUUACAGCAUGAGGGUUCUCGCGCGUUCUACUCAGGAUGGGAGCGCACAGGCGACGCUCAGCAGAAGCCGGAAGUCGCAGAGCCACCGAUGUUACCUGCAGAGCUCAAAUCGACGACUCUGAGCCACGAGCGCGCGUCUUCUAACUUGGAGCGACGGGAUACCAUCCCGUACUUGCCAGGAUCGCUGUUCUGCCCAGCGGAGACCAGUGAUCUCGACCAGACGACGUCGAAUGGAGAGGACUGCAUCUGCUAUAGUGACUCAAACUUGGCUCCGACUAACCAGCUGAUCGACGUCUUAGCACGUCGGCAUGUGCUUGUAGACGACUCUGACCCGGUGGCCGGAAAUCUUUCAGUCCACGGUGACGGAGUCUUCGAUAAUGGGACACAUUCGUUCGCUCGCCGUGCUCAAAUACUGGUCGAACAAGCCCCGUUGAGAGCGUGUCAAAAUGUGUUUGUGCGCAUCCCAGACUAUUCCAAGACAAAUGUCAUUGCGUACUAUGACCAUGAUGAUCCCGGUGGUCUUGAUCCUACGAUCGGGUCAUAUACGCAACUGCCGCUGAACCUGGGGGGAAAGCUCGUCACGCAAAAUAACAACCCCAUCUAUGCGCGCGAGCAUGUUUACGAGCAAAGCUUGUCUUCGUUGUUUGUCGAUUAUCUUUCGCUGCAGCCCAACCUCUGGCAGAGUCAAGCCGGCCUCAACAACCCCAACGACAGUGUCGACUUCUGCACCUGGGUAGUAAGCAACCUCGUCGACGUCCCGGCGUACUCGCCUCAAGGGUCCAGAUCGCUCUUCACACAAUUGGGUAACUGCUACCCCAGCACUGUGAGUGGUGUCAGCACCGUCGGUCUUCAAGGAAUUACGAACAGCAUGCCUAUCCUCGAGCAAACGACAAAUAAGAUUAAAAACACUGUGUUCUACGACGGAGAGCGGCAGUUGUACACUCCCUUAAAGAUGAUCCCCAUUCAGGACGACACAGUGUUCCGCGGAUACUGUCCACAGAAGCAAGUCGCGGUUCUGCGAGCGGCUGCGGGCAUCCCUUCCUAUCUCAACCAGGCAAGCACUCCUGACUUAUGA
Molecule: messenger RNA, 4416 nt
Organism: Rhodofomes roseus
Lineage: Eukaryota; Fungi; Basidiomycota; Agaricomycetes; Polyporales; Fomitopsidaceae
Exons: 32
Coding region: 1-4416 (1471 amino acids)
Biological process (GO): carbohydrate metabolic process
Molecular function (GO): hydrolase activity, hydrolyzing O-glycosyl compounds; chitin binding
Source: RefSeq, a predicted model, not a curated record